Molecule: messenger RNA, 627 nt
Organism: Alternaria rosae
Lineage: Eukaryota; Fungi; Ascomycota; Dothideomycetes; Pleosporales; Pleosporaceae
Exons: 2
Coding region: 1-627 (208 amino acids)
Source: RefSeq, a predicted model, not a curated record
AUGUCUAAAACCCCAUCACACAGCUCCGCCACAGCGCGCGACUCCACAAACUACUCGUACGAUCUCAGCAACGCGAUAUACGGCGCUUUCCCCAGCUGCGCAACCGAUCUAUCGCCGCGCAGGUCACGCGCCGCAUCUCCAGUGUCGGCGUCAAAUUCCUCAAAAAAGCGCAGCACUGCGGGCAUGACUACUGCAAAUAGUACCGGCACCACAACCCGCAUACACUGCCACCAUGCGCUCGCGAGAAGACAGCAAGGAGGCAUAAAUAUCCACGCAAGCACCUGCCUCAACCUGAACGCCUCGUCAGAAGAAGAGAGUUCUGAAGUUGAUCUGUGGAUCUUGCCUGAGCUUGACGACUGGGAGGAAGACGAAACCGAAGCCGAGUCUACGAUUCUAACGCCUUCUUCGUCGGCGGAGUUGGACGCCGCGACAGGAUCGGCGACUGGAGGGCUGGAGAAUAAAUGGGCUGGCGUUCUGAGGCGCGCUGCGAAUUCAAAUCUUGAGCGUCUGCGCACGAGGAUGGAGGGCGAUGGAUGGGACUUCGUCAAGCCCGCCAAUCAGGACCACGAAGAUCUGGAUGAGGAAUUUGACGUGGUCGUUUUGUCUGGUCCGCGGAGAAAUGACUAG